Messenger RNA from Echinops telfairi (small Madagascar hedgehog), 1500 nucleotides. RefSeq names its product glial cells missing transcription factor 2 (gene GCM2). The record is from RefSeq and is a predicted model, not a curated record. Lineage: Eukaryota; Metazoa; Chordata; Mammalia; Afrosoricida; Tenrecidae. The coding region runs from base 1 to 1500 and encodes 499 amino acids. The transcript has 5 exons. Gene Ontology annotation, cellular component: nucleus. Gene Ontology annotation, biological process: gliogenesis; regulation of transcription by RNA polymerase II. Gene Ontology annotation, molecular function: DNA-binding transcription activator activity, RNA polymerase II-specific; RNA polymerase II cis-regulatory region sequence-specific DNA binding.
AUGCCUGCCGAUGCCGAGCCGAAGGUGGACGACCUGUGCUCCUAUGGGAUGAAGUUCAACUGGGACAUCAACGACCCACAGAUGCCUCAGGAGCCCGCCCACUUUGAUCACUUCUGCGAAUGGCCCGAUGGCUACGUGCGCUUCAUCUACCGCAGAGACGAGAAGAAGGCACAGCGCCACCUGAGUGGUUGGGCCAUGCGCAACACCAACAACCACAACGGCCACAUCCUCAAGAAGUCCUGCCUGGGCGUGGUGCUGUGCUCGCACGCCUGCGCCCUGCCCGAUGGUUCCCGCCUGCACCUGCGGCCCGCCAUCUGCGACAAGGCCAGGCUGAAGCAGCAGAAGAAAGCAUGCCCCAACUGUAGUUCCUCUCUGGAACUGAUCCCUUGCCGAGGGCACAGUGGAUACCCUGUAACCAACUUCUGGCGGCUGGAGGGCAACGCUAUAUUUUUUCAGGCCAAGGGGGUUCAUGACCACCCGAGACCCGAGAGCAAGUCAGAGACUGAAGCUAGAAGAAGCGCCAUCAAGAGACAGAUGGUCACUUCUUACCAACCCCUGAAAAAGAGAAUUAGAGAAGCCGAGGCAGAAGAGCAUCGAGACUGUAAUGGGCAGUUCAAAAGCAUACCUCCUCUGGAAAAUCCAGAACAGCUUGCUAUUAUGACUGACAUUGGCUUCCCAAUUUCAGCACAGCCUUGCCUCUCCUUCCCAAACUUGGAUGCUUACAAAGCUUCCUGUGACCUAGCCACCUUCCAAGAAGACGUCACGCCACCCUUUCAGAAAUACCCAAGCCCAAGCAUCUACAUGAGGAGGCCACCUUGUAGCUACGAAUUGGCAGGCCCUGGUUACACACCCUCCAGCCCAUACCCUACCCUUUGUAAAGAUUCCACCAUGAGCCCUAAUGACACAGACUGGGUUCAUCUGAAUUCACUGCAAUAUAAUGUCAAUUCCUACAACAACUACGGGAGAAGCUUUGAUUUCACCAGUAAACAGCCAGCUCUUGGAAAACUUGGCCCUGGAGAGAGGAUUGACCAUGCACAGUUCCAGGCCAUGCCCUCUUACCCGUAUUGUAACUCCGAGCAUCCCUGCAGGUUCCUCACGACUCCUUCCCCAGGGGCCUCAGCCCUGCAGACAGUGAUCACUACCACCACCCAGGUGUCCUACCAGGCCUAUCAGCCCCCGGCUCUGAAACACAAUGAUGAAAUACAUGAGGGUAAGAGCCUUCCAAGCUGCAACUAUGCUUCUGAAAAUGGCCCUGCAUCCAUCUAUCCAGAGGGCUUGUAUUUUCCAGGUAUAGUCACCAGGGAAGCCUCCCCGACACCUUUGAAAAUUCCUGAAGACUGUUUGGCUCUCAGAUCCACACUGGCUUUUUCUCAAGAGUCAACUCCGUCCAGGGCAGACCAAGCAGAAACAUGGGCGGUAUAUCCUUCAAGGCCAGGCUCUGCAAUCAGUUACUCAGAUAAAGUCGGUCCGUUCCUUAGCUAUGACAUGGAAGACUUUUGA